Messenger RNA from Stylophora pistillata, 1574 nucleotides. RefSeq names its product kelch-like protein 11. NCBI's taxonomy places the organism in Eukaryota, Metazoa, Cnidaria, Anthozoa, Scleractinia, Pocilloporidae. The record is from RefSeq and is a predicted model, not a curated record. Gene Ontology annotation, molecular function: protein binding.
UUUACCUCGCUGAGAAAUACGAUUGUGACGAGCUAAAACGCAACAGUAGGAAAUUCAUCCACGAAAAUUUCGCCUCCGUAGGAGAAAUGGAUGAAUUUCUGAGCUUGGAGGCUAAGGAGGUGGCGAGGUGGAUUUCAAGUGACGAGAUUGCUGUGGAAGCGGAGGCCAGCAUCUUCAAGAUCAUACUUAAAUGGGUUGAACACAGCAAGAGGGAGCGUAUGACAGCAUUUGAAGAAUUGUUUCAUCACGUUCGACUGAGUGUUCUGUCGCGUGACUGUUUGAAGGAGGUCGUUACAAACGAACUGGUGCGUGAGAAUUUUGCUUCUGUGAAGCUGGUCAUGAAUGCCCUUAUAAACAUGGUUACUACUGCCGAUGACGAUGAUCUCCCGAAGUCACCCAGAAAGGGAUAUGAUACCCGAGUUAUUGUUGCUCGUGGUGGCAAGUCCACUUUUUGUUAUCUACCUGAAGAGGACCUGUGGAAGCGCUUACCAUAUGGUCUGAGGGACAUAAACGCUAGUUCAACUCAGAUGAUAAAAUUCCGUGAUCAGUUGUUUGCCUUUUCCGAUUAUCAAAAUUCAGAGAGAUACGAUCCUGUUUUUAACGCUUGGUCUGAGCUAAACUUGAGUGCAGGUUCUGCAAAGGUGACCGUUCUUAAAGGAGAAAUUUAUGCUGUUGAAGUUGACAGCUUUCUCAUGAAAACUGCUACGAAGAGGUACAAUAAAGAGCAGUAUACAUGGGAGACACUUCACGUAUCUCAUGGACAGUGUAGAGAUGAUGCUUGUGUUGUUGCAGCCGGCAGCCAUCUGUACAUGUUUGGUGGGAAGGUUACAGGAGAUUACUCUGCCAAAGCUGAGAGAUUCGACAUCGUGGAGAAAAAGUGGGAGGAAAUCGCAGACAUGCGAGAAGGAAAAAGCGAAGCUUUUGGAGUGGCCUCUCAAGAAAAAAUCUUCGUUGCUGGAGGAACAGGCAGGAGAGGGAGAUCACGAACUUGUGAGAUGUACACUACGUCCAGAAAUGAGUGGCAAUGUAUUGCAGACUUGAAUGUUCCUCGUUCUAACGGUAGUAUGGUUUGUCUGAAUGGAAAGCUGUACGUACUGGGUGGAAAAAAUGGGAGAAACGAAACAGAACUGAGUGUUGAAUAUUUUCACACGGCAAACGAAAAAUGGAUCCACAAAACAACCAUGCCAGUAACGAACAUCGACCCAGGAAAUAAAAAUGCAUUCACUGCCUCUGUUUUGAAGCUCUCCAGAAAAUUACAAGACAAACUAGAGAUUGUUGGGGAGUAGUUUCUCCGACAAGUUAGAUCUUUGUAUUUAGCUAUGAUAUUUGUGGCAGACAGCAGGAAUAGGUAUCCGUUUUUUAUUGCCUUAAUUUAGUAGGUCGCUCACCUAAAAAGGCUGAGCUAAGUGAGGGGUCAAUUUUGACCAGUUACCGUUUGCUGUAAACCUUACACUUUAAACUCUCUUAUUUAAGACGGCAAUUUGUGUAGUCAUGUUUACAGCACCCGACUUCUAAAUCAUAAUUAUGUAUGCUUGACUGCUUCGCAACUUUCACACUGACUGCCUCAGUAGUCA